Molecule: messenger RNA, 1359 nt
Organism: Salvia hispanica
Lineage: Eukaryota; Viridiplantae; Streptophyta; Magnoliopsida; Lamiales; Lamiaceae
Product: dehydrodolichyl diphosphate synthase CPT3-like
Biological process (GO): polyprenol biosynthetic process
Cellular component (GO): endoplasmic reticulum
Molecular function (GO): ditrans,polycis-polyprenyl diphosphate synthase [(2E,6E)-farnesyl diphosphate specific] activity
Source: RefSeq, a predicted model, not a curated record
AACAAGUAAUGUUGUAGUGCCUUUACCGUCCCUGUCACAACUGGUCCGCACCAUACACCCCUUCACUCUGAUUAUUUUAUUCAAGUUAUAUAACCCUAGUACAAUUCGCUUGCUCAUGAUCUCUCUCAAAAUUAUUGGGCUCAAAUAAAUUGAAGGGAGUGAUCGUCGCUUUGGCCGCAGUUGCAGAUUCAUCUUCCUCAAACCGCCACUGCCCAAGCAUUUUCCCCCAAAUUCAAAACCAUACGGUUAAUCUAGCUUCAACUUCUACCACUACUGUUUGAAUUGUUUAUGGAGAAACAGAGUAGUAACCUUGCAACUCAAUUGAUUGAAGGUUUGUGUAGUUUUCUGCGCAGAUGUAUUUGUGCAAUUCUUUCUGCUGGUUCUCUUCCAAGGCAUGUGGCAUUUAUCAUGGAUGGAAAUCGAAGAUACGCCAAGAAGGAAGGUUUACUUGGAGGAGAUGGGCAUAGGGUUGGAUUCACAGCUCUUAUGAAUAUGUUGAAGUAUUGCUAUGAGAUGAAUGUCAAGUAUGUUACAGUUUAUGCUUUCAGCAUUGAAAACUUCAAACGACGUCCAGAAGAAGUCCAAUCCACUAUGCAGUUGAUACAGGAAAAGAUUGAAUCAUUGCUUGAGAAAGAGAGUAUUGUCAACCAGUAUGGAGUGAGAGUGCACUUCAUUGGAAACCUUAAACUUUUGAGCAAACCCGUCAGGCUCGCUGCUGAAAGAGCUAUGAAUGCCACUGCACAUAACUCGACGGCCACGCUUGCAAUAUGCAUUGCCUACACAUCAACAGAUGAAAUAACAAAUUCUGUCGAAGAAGCAUGUAAAGUAAAAAUGGAUGAACUAGGAGGGAAUGAAACUGACAGCAAGGAGCCUCAUAUUGACGUGGCAGAUGUCGAGAAACAUAUGUAUAUGGCAGUUGCACCUGAUCCCGACAUUAUAAUCCGCUCGUCCGGUGAGACUCGACUAAGCAAUUUCCUCCUGUGGCAGAGUGCAUCUUCCCUUCUUUACUCCCCAAGGGCGCUUUGGCCAGAGAUUGGGUUUUACCAUUUGGUCCGAGCAAUCUUGGACUUCCAAAGGAAUAUCACUUCUUUGGAAACUAAGCUGAAACAGAGUUAGAUUCGCCGGUUUCUGCACUUUCAGCUGCGAAUCCACUGCCGUUUCCCCAAGAUGAUGAAAGAAGUUAAAUUGGUUUGGCUUGAAACCCGAAUCUUGUUGUACAAUUAUGCUGUUGUUAAUUGUUAUGAUGCUAGUGUAUUUUUCUCUAAUCUAACUAGUGAUUAUGGUGUUUGAUUCCUGGGUUGUUAUUGUUUCUUACUCUACGUAUAUUAUUAAUAGCUGAUGGAGUACCUUUUUGUGCUA